Drosophila arizonae is the source of this 1643-nucleotide messenger RNA. It is a transcript of the gene PH4alphaNE1, whose product is annotated as prolyl-4-hydroxylase-alpha NE1. Gene Ontology annotation, cellular component: endoplasmic reticulum. Lineage: Eukaryota; Metazoa; Arthropoda; Insecta; Diptera; Drosophilidae. The record is from RefSeq and is a predicted model, not a curated record. Gene Ontology annotation, molecular function: iron ion binding; L-ascorbic acid binding; procollagen-proline 4-dioxygenase activity. Gene Ontology annotation, biological process: peptidyl-proline hydroxylation to 4-hydroxy-L-proline.
GCUAUAUCCCCUUUAUAUAUACCUGGUAGUUAGGAUGCGUGUCGACACUGGACUGCUGGCACUAGGUGUGCUGGCCAGCCUGUGCUGUUGCCAGGCCUCGGAUUACUUCUCAUCCAUUACAGGACUGGAGCAGUUGCUGCACACGGAACAGAUUUUGUUGAGUGAUUUGAGCUCCCAGCUGGAUGCGGCUAAAACUGUUCUAGUACAGUUAGAAAGAGAGCUGUCGGCCAUAAAGCUGGAGCAUGCGCUGGCAGCCAAAGGCCUGGAGAAUUAUCUGACCAAUCCGGUGAAUGUCUAUCGGCUGAUGAAGCGCCUCCACACGGACUGGCCACAUGUGGACAGUCGAGUCCAGCAAUUGAGCGCUCAACUCCGCUUCAACAUUUCACAACACUAUGGCCUGAGCUUUCCCAGCCAGGAGGAUGUGGACGGCGCCGCACUAGCAUUAGUUCGCCUGCAGAGCACCUAUAAAUUGGAUGUAGCUCAAGUGGCUGCCGGCAUAUUGAAUGGCAUCAAAUACGGCACGGACAUGAGCUGGCAGGAUUGCUUUGUGUUGGGUCAACAACUCUUUGAAAUGGAGGACUACAACAACACGAAAGUGUGGCUGCGCGAGUCCAUGGAGCGAUUGCGGCGCCAUCAGCCCCGCCCCAGCACCCCAGAGCCCGCCCUGCUGAACAGCAUGGAAACGGUGGCACAGAGUUUAUUCCGUAUGGGCGACUUCGACACGGCAUACGAGCUCAGCCAGCGCGUCCUCGAGCUGGAUCCAUCGCGCAUACGAAACUGGCAUCUGGGUGAUAAGGCCGCCAACCUGCCGCACGACGGCGAUGAGGGGGCGCAUUCACGGCAAGCAGCCGGCUACAGACUCACCCAGGAGUUCGCCCACUACGAGAAGGUGUGCCGCGGCGAGGUCGGCCCCUCUGCCGCCCAGCAGCGACGGCUGCGCUGUCGCUAUGCACGUGGGCGGCACGCCUAUCGGCUGCUGGCGCCGCUCAAGCUGGAGGAGCACAGCCUCGACCCACUGGUGGUUAGCUACCACGACAUGCUCAGCCCCCAGCAAAUUGGCGAGCUGCGCGCCAUGGCGGUGCCGCACAUGCAACGCUCCACGGUUAAUCCGCUGCCCGGCGGGCAGCGCAUGAAGUCCGCGUUCCGCGUGAGCAAGAACGCAUGGCUGCCGUACAGCACGCACCCCAUGAUGGGGCGGAUGUUGCGCGACGUGGGCGACGCCACCGGCCUGGACAUGACCUACUGCGAGCAACUGCAGGUGGCCAAUUACGGCGUCGGCGGGCACUACGAGCCCCACUGGGAUUUCUUUCGUGAUUCGCGCCACUAUCCCGCCGCCGAGGGCAAUCGCAUCGCCACGGCCAUAUUUUAUCUGUCGGAUGUGGAGCAGGGUGGCGCCACGGCCUUUCCCUUUCUCAACUUUGCCGUGCGGCCGCAGCUAGGCAACAUUUUGUUUUGGUACAAUUUGCAUCGAUCCUCGGACAAGGACUAUCGCACCAAGCACGCCGGCUGUCCGGUCCUGAAGGGCAGCAAGUGGAUUGCCAACAUUUGGAUACACGAGGCUACACAGACCUUUGCUCGGCCCUGUGAUGUAUUUCGGGAUAAUGAAGUUUCCAUGGGCUAUGAUAUAAUUAAAUAAACUUGUU